Molecule: messenger RNA, 594 nt
Organism: Symbiodinium natans
Lineage: Eukaryota; Dinophyceae; Suessiales; Symbiodiniaceae
Source: the annotation of a GenBank genome assembly
AUGGAGCCAUGUUUGACGGCACGCCGCGGUCGCCGGCUUUGCUGCGCACUGCUGCUCCUCGCGGUGCUGGCUCCGCCUGACUUGACGUUUGGUGCCAAGCCCCCAGUCAUCGAGGAAGUUCCAAGAGAGGAAUUCGAGGUCUUUGGCUACAAGUCCGCUGACCUCUUUCCAGUCACGAACAGCAGUUUGCUGUCCUGGGCCUUCUUGAUCUUCUUCCCGCAUUGGCGGCACCUUAAGCCGGUCGUUCUCCUUGCGCCAAUCGUGAAUGCCAUCGCCUACACGAUUGUCGUCCUCUACGUGUUCUCGCACCCGAAUGCCCAGAGCGACGAAGCGAACAUGAAGAGUUUGGAGGGCAUCACGGCAAUGUUUAGCAACCAAGACGGCGUGUUUGCGGGCUGGUUGCACUACUGCGUCUUCGAUCCUUUGGUCGGCCUUGGCGAAGUCUUGGAUAGCCAGCAGGUAGGUGUUCCCCACUUGUUUGUGGUGCCGUGCUUACUUAUGACUAUGUUUUUGGGUCCGGCGGGCUUCCUCCUCUACCUCGCCAUCAGAUGGCUGGCGAUCUACGUGAAAGAUGAUGGGUUCUCGGUGCAGUAG